Molecule: messenger RNA, 1424 nt
Organism: Haliotis rubra (blacklip abalone)
Lineage: Eukaryota; Metazoa; Mollusca; Gastropoda; Lepetellida; Haliotidae
Exons: 11
Coding region: 9-1307 (432 amino acids)
Source: RefSeq, a predicted model, not a curated record
AGCUGACGAUGUGCACUAAGACCUACAUGUACCUGUUUCUGUCUCUGUUGCUCUGUUUUGGAGCCUCCGAGGGAAAGCAGGACUUUACUGUGAACGUCAACAGUGACGGCACCUACAACGUCGUUGUUCAGGGAGAUGUGUGGCUGAAGAGCGCUUCCACCUUCUUCAGAGCUGAUGGUCAAGUGUUCUCCUCUGCUGAUGGAUCUCUGAAGCUGGUCAAGAACACUCAGUCCAGUGGUGUGGACGUCAUCGGGCAGUGGGAGGCCAACAGCUUCUUGUACCAGGCAGGGUCCAGUCAGAUCGAGGCCAGCUUUGUACAGUACACACCAGAUCCAAGCAUAUUUACUUACAACAAUCCGGCCUUACCGUUCAUGUUGUUCAAACAGCGUUACAUCAAUGGAGCAAACAACACCGCCUCCAACAGAACUGACUUCACCAUUUCUGGCUUUCCUGGAUUUCUAAUUCAAGAUUCAUCCAUUCCGCUGGGAUACCUAAGUUAUGGAGGAUCUCAGGGUGGUAGUAUUGGUCUCAGUGUUGGGCAAUGGGGACCAUCAUCGUUGGAAAUCGACGAUGGGAUUGAAGGUGGACCCCUGACUUUAUUUGAUCGAGUGAAGACUGCAAAUACACUGAUUAUCUCCCCUGCCAGUCGAUUUAUGUCGUCAUCAAUAUGGCGUCAGAGGUCCAGCACCGGCGGGGACAAUGUCUACUGGGGGACGAUGGGAGGAGUUGAAGAUGUCCCUGUUGGCGUUGAAACCAGUUUUAUUCUUUUCUGCGGUAACCAAGGUAUUAACAAGGCCUCUGUAAGCUGGGGUCAGAUCUUACAACAGUGGCAUGGCCGUACAGAUCAAUAUAUGAAGUCCGACUUUACCAUAAACUACUUAGGGUACUGGACGGACAAUGGGGCGUAUUACUACUACCGGACGGAGAAAGGAAAGAACGACCAAGACACAAUGUUGGAUAUCAAGAGCUACAUGGGGCAGAUAGGGGUACCCGUCAGGUACAUUCAGUAUGACGCAUGGUGGUACUACUGGGACAAUGAUCAUGGUGUUGUGACGUGGUCGGCGCAGCCAAAAAUCUUUCCAAAUGGAAUGCAGUGGCUUUAUAACAAGACACAGUAUCCCGUCGUGGCCCACAGCAUGUACUGGUCCAGCAACACAACCUACGCAACUGCAAAUGGAGGAAAGUAUGAAUUCGUCAUCGAUGGUCCAAAGGCCAUUGCCACUGGAAGAGAGAUUCUGGACCGAUUGGCUCGCCGAUGCAAGAAAAUGGGGUCCGUUUGUUUACGAACAGGAUUAUCUCGGUACUGAAUUUCAAGGGGGUCAAUAAGCUUCUGACUGACAUUGACCUUGGCCGCCAAUGGUUGACUCAGAUGGGCAAUGGGGCUGCCAAGAACGGACUGACCAUCCAGUACUGCAUGUCAUUCC